This is a messenger RNA of Peromyscus maniculatus bairdii (prairie deer mouse), 1968 nucleotides long. NCBI's taxonomy places the organism in Eukaryota, Metazoa, Chordata, Mammalia, Rodentia, Cricetidae. The record is from RefSeq and is a predicted model, not a curated record.
CUUCGGGCAUGGGCCGCUCGGCCUCGGCUCCGUCCCCCAAGGCCACCGGCCGGGGAUCCCACGCACGGGCGGAGGCGGCGCCGCUCUGACCCGCACCACUUCAAACCGGGUGCCCCCAGCCCCGCUCUCUGCUGACGCAAACGCCGGAACGCCGGACUUAGCGUCAGGGCGCCGGAAGUGACGUCACUCGCACGUGGGGCCGCCUCGCUCCGGAGCGCCGCCGCCUCCGGCCGCACCUGGAGCUGGUUCGCGGUGCGGAUUCGGAAAGGACGCGUGGUCGGGGAGGUUAGGGGGGAGAAAUGCAGAGAGGUCUCUGCUUUCCAGAGCAGGAGGACGAUGACCCAGCCAGAGUUCUGGAAGUUCAAAACCUCGGUUUCCAAGUGCUUGCCAUCCUGACCCUACCCCUCUAGGCUGUUUGCAAACAGGAACGAACCCUGCAGGAAUUGGAGACUCCGGCCCAGAUCCAAGGAUGCUCCUCUUCUUGUGCUGCCUGCACUGAAGCCCCAAGGACCCCAGAAGAGUGGGAUGGCCACCGCAGGCAGGAAUCCUCCGAGGCCGCGGGCGUCGCCCUCGCCGCUGAGGCUGCUGCUGCUGCUGCUGGGAUGCUGCCUCCUCGCGGCUGCCCGAAAGGACAAGGGGGCUGCUGGUAGGGAGGCGGCCCCGGCCUCGGGCCCCAAGGGCGGUUCCUCGGGUCGCUUCGUGAGCCCAGAGCAGCACGCGUGCAGCUGGCAGCUCCUGGUGCCAGCCCCGGGGACACCGACGGGCGGCGAGCUGGCCCUGCGCUGCCAGGCCCCGGGCGGGGCUCGCCUGCACUGCCGUCCAGCCGAGCAUCCCCGGCCCAGGGCGCGGAGCCGGGCUCGGCCGCGACAGCCGGUGCGCUCCCCGAGCUCGCCGCCCGAGGAGAAGCCCUCGAGGGCGAAGACCAGCGCGGGUGGGAGGAAGGCGGGCUCGGACCGGGUCCCGGAGCCUCCCACGGUGGCCGAGCUCCAGCCCGACGGGCUGGACCAGAACGCCGAGCUCACCGAGACCUACUGCGCCGAGAAGUGGCACUCCCUCUGCAACUUCUUUGUCAACUUCUGGAAUGGCUGAGGUUGCGGGCCUGGCGGGGGCACGGGCACCAGGGGCAGCUGCCGCGGAACAGAGGGCACUGAAGCCGGGGCGGGAGGCUCGGGGCGUCUUAGACCGUGGGAACCGGGAUGGAGAGUAGGCAGGAGUCCGGGUUUCCAAAAUGGGGCCUGGGUCAGGGUAGAGAGAAUCUGAGACAGCAGAGGAGUACACACACGUUUUGAAGCAUCUCAAUUCUGAUUUAAGAGCAGAAGUAGUGGAAACGGAUAGGUUUAUAUUAAGUUUGCAAAAACUGUAGACUAGAGAGAGAAGCUGAAGAUAGGGACUGCCGUGACUAAAGAGGUGCGAAUCUCUCCUAGGAAGUGAGAUACAAAGUCUAUUAACACAUUAUUAUUAAAAUGUAACUGUGAGUAAGAGCCCCAGCCGGGCUGAAUUGUUCAGUCUUCUGGGCUGACAAGUUUUUCUCCCCACCUCUUUUUCUGGAUUGUUAUCAACUCUGGGUGUGACAGCAUCACACUUUCUAUGUGGAUUGAACCUUAUAGGUAAAAAAUAAAUCCAAGAAUGGGUUAUCAGGACAACUGCAUUUCAGUUCCUUAAGCGUUGCUACUUUGUAAUUGAAUUUCGAAUAUACUGUCCUGAAAGUUCCUUAACUACCUAAAAUCAGCAGUGAAUUUUAGAAGUUCAGUGCUCUCUAGAUCAUCAAAUACAAACGAAAACCCCCAAGUCUUUACAUUUGAUCACUCUUUUAAAACUCAGAUAAAAUGUAGACGUGUAUCUCAGUUGUUGGGCCCUUAUCUCUUGUGUAAUUAAAUUUAAUUUUUUCACUUUUAAUAUGAUGUAAUGAUCAUCUUUAAUAAAAAAAAAAACUGCUGGACUUAGAAAAUGAUAAAACGAUGGAAAUUC